This is a messenger RNA of Nelumbo nucifera (sacred lotus), 4150 nucleotides long. RefSeq names its product Pentatricopeptide repeat (PPR) superfamily protein (gene DOT4). The record is from RefSeq and is a predicted model, not a curated record. Gene Ontology annotation, biological process: RNA modification. Lineage: Eukaryota; Viridiplantae; Streptophyta; Magnoliopsida; Proteales; Nelumbonaceae. Gene Ontology annotation, molecular function: protein binding; zinc ion binding; RNA binding.
UUUGAACUCAUCCAAUUCCUAAUGGCAAAGAGAGAUGUGGAAUCCAAGUGAAGCAUUUGUCUUUAGUGAGAAUUCCUCUCCAAAGAAGUUUCCACACAAAGAGUUGAUAUCUUGAUGGGAUUUUAAUUCUCCAUAAAGCUUUCCAUUCAAAAUGAGGUAUCGAGGAUGACAGAGAGGAUAAAGAGAGUUGGUGGGACUACGAGUGGUUACUGGAAUGCGCCACAAUCACAACUACUGGAGUAUUGGUUUUCAGAAUUGCAACAAAAAAUUGCGUGGUUAAUUGAUCAGUUUCAAGCUUGAAACAGAUAAAGCCAAAAUUCAGACUAGUCUGAUCCAAAUUGCAACCAAAAAUUGCGUGGGACUACGAGUGAUUACUGGAAUGCGCCAACCCAAAUUGCAUCCUUAUAUAUGUAGAGCGAAGACGACAAAGAAUUGCAUUCUCUUUGAUGGUUACUACUACUUUCUAACAUUACUCAUAAAUAGAAUUUAAGAACAUAAGGAGGCUACACCUAUCGGAGUCCGGCGUCUCCUCAUUUUGAACGACGAUCAGUGACAUCUCAACUACUGGGUCUUUGGCAAUGUGUCUAGUCUGUUAAAAGUCUGCUCCGGACUCUGGGCUCUAGAGGUUUUACAAGCAACAAUAACAGCAAUCGCUAUGGCUACAACAGCAGCAACUACUACACCCUUCUUUUAUCGGCCCCGUCAAAGCCGGACGGAGAAUCCUCUCAGAAAUCAAGAUGGAGCCAUCUGCUACAGACCUUGUUCAAAAAUCACUCUUUUCUCUUAUUCGAAAUCUAGGUUCUCAACCUCUGUUACCGCCUCCACCUUUCUCGGCAAAACAGUUAGUCAAGAAAAAAACGAUUUGAACACAGAAAUUUGCAGAUGCUGUGAAUUGGGUAACCUAAGAAACGCCAUGGAUUUACUCUGCAACCGUCAAACUUCCCAGAUUGAUUCAAGGACUUACUGUUCUAUCUUGCAGCUCUGUGCUGACCUUAAGUCGCUAAAUGAUGGUAGGAAGGUUCACUCAAUCAUAUCUUCUAGUGGCGUCGAAAUUGACAGCCUUUUGGGUUCUAAACUAGUGUUUAUGUACGCCACUUGUGGAGAUCUGGGAGAAGGGAGACGGGUUUUUGAUGGUAUCCAGAAAGAGAAGGUUUUUCUUUGGAACCUCCUCAUGAACGAAUAUGCAAAGAUUGGGAAUUUCAGAGAAAGUAUCCGUUUGUUUAAGCAGAUGCUGGAGUUGGGAAUUGAUGCAAAUUCUUAUACAAUGUCUUGUGUUUUCAAGUGUUUUGCUGCGUUGGGAAGCGUAGUUGAAGGUGAACAGGUUCAUGGGUAUUUGCUAAAAUCGGGUUUUGAUUCCUACAGUGCUGUUGGAAAUUCUUUGAUUGCUUUCUAUUCCAAGUGCAAGAAGAUUCAGAGUGCACGUGAAGUGUUUGAUGAGUUGAGUGAUCGUGAUACCAUAUCAUGGAAUUCAAUGAUAAGUGGGUAUGUCUCAAAUGGUCUUGCUGAAGAGGGACUUAAACUUUUCAUUCAAAUGCCGCUUUCUGGAGUUGAUUUGGAUUUAACUACGAUGAUCAGUAUUCUACCUGCUUGUGCAGAGAUAGGUAGUCUUUACUUGUGUAGGGCGCUUCAUGGGUAUGGGAUAAAAGCCCAUUUUGACAGUGAGGUUACCUUUAAUAAUACUUUACUAGACCUGUACUCAAAAUGUGGUGAUUUGGAUGCUGCAACACGAGUUUUUGUAAAGAUGGAUAAAAGGAGUGUUGUAUCAUGGACUUCUAUGAUGGCCGGGUAUACUAGAGAAGGACAAUACGAUAGGGCAAUCAAUUUGUUCAAGGAAAUGGAAGAAGAAGGUAUAAAGCCAGAUAUAUUUACAAUUACAAGCAUUCUUCAUGCUUGUGCGUGUAAUGGAUCAUUAGAAAGUGGUAAGGAUGUGCACAAUUAUGUGAGAUCAAGCAACUUGCAGUUUCAUGUAUUUGUUGCCAAUGCUAUUAUGGAUAUGUAUGCAAAAUGUGGAAGCAUGGAAGAUGCUCGAUCUGUUUUUGAUCAGAUGCCUGUGAGAGAUACUGUAUCGUGGAAUACCAUGAUUGGAGGUUACUCAAGAAACUGUCUUCCCAAUGAUGCACUGGGUCUGUUCAUCCAAAUGCAAAAUGAAUUGAAACCAAAUGUUGUAACCAUGGCUUGUGUUCUUCCUGCCUGUGCCAGCCUUUCAGCCUUAAAGAGAGGCCAAGAGAUCCAUAGCCAUGUGAUGAGAAAUGGGUUUUUCUCUGACCUUUAUGUGGCCAAUGCUCUUGUUGACAUGUAUGUGAAGUGUGGAGCAUUGGUGCAUGCACGUAGGCUCUUCGACAGGAUGCCUACGAAGGAUCUGAUUUCAUGGACAGUGAUGAUUUCUGGAUAUGGCAUGCAUGGAUGUGGCAGAGAAGUGAUUUCUGUUUUCAAUGAAAUGCGACGUACAGGUGUUGAACCAAAUGGGCUUUCCUUCAUUUCUAUACUAUAUGCUUGCAGCCAUUCAGGAUUAAUAGAUGAAGGGUGGAGGUUCUUUAACAUAAUGAAAAAUGACUGUAAGAUUGAACCCAAGUUGGAUCACUAUGCCUGCAUGGUGGAUCUCCUUGCCCGGGCAGGCCAUUUAACUAAGGCAUACAAGUUCAUCCAAAUGAUGCCAAUUAAACCAGAUUCAACAGUAUGGGGUGCAUUGCUCUUUGGUUGCAGGAUUCACCAUGAUGUCAAAUUAGCUGAGAGGGUGGCGGAACAGAUUUUUGAACUUGAACCUGAGAAUACAAGGUAUUAUGUACUUCUAUCUAAUAUAUAUGCGGAAGCAGAGAAGUGGGAAGAGGUGAAGAAAUUGAGGGAGAGGAUUGACCGACGCAGUUUUAGAAAGAAACCAGAAUGUAGUUGGAUAGAGAUCAAGAAAAGGUAUCAUGUUUUUGUAUCAGGGGACAGAUCAAACCCACAUGCCAAGAAGAUAGAAUCAUUCUUGAAAAGAGUGAGGACAAAGAUGGAGGUUGAAGGGCAUCUUCCAAAGAAGAGAUAUGCUUUGUUGAAUGGGGGUAAUAUAGAGAAGGAACAGGCUCUCUGUGGGCACAGCGAGAAGAUGGCCAUGGCUUUUGGAAUUCUGAGCUUGCCAUCUGGUAAAAUCACAAGGGUCACCAAGAAUCGAGAUGUGUGCAGUGACUGUCAUGAGAUGGGAAAAUUCUUGUCCAAGAUGGAUGAUAGGGAGAUUGUCUUGAGAGAUUCUAAUCGAUUUCACCAUUUUGAGCAUGGACGAUGUUCCUGCAGAGGAUAAUGGUGAGCCAAGUAUGAGAGGGUUUUGAAAUCUCAAUGAUCCAAUUAUCCAGAAAUAUCUACUUGAUGGUCACUCUCGUUUGCCUUGCAGAGGAAACUGCUAAGUCAAAUAUAAGUAGAGUUCGAAAUCCAAAUGGUCCAAUUAUCUAUACAUAACUAGAUAUAAUCUUCAGUCAUCAAUUCUUGAUUCUUAACAGCUGAUCUGUGGAUUAUUGCAACUUAAAGUUCUUUAGCAGCAAUGGUAUGAUUCUGGAAGCAAAAUCUCACAUUGAGGAUUAGAAACAACAAUUGAAAUGAGAUUUAUAUAUUUUUGUCCACUUUACCAUAGUCUGGUUAUUUUCCCAAGGAAAACCCUAGCUCUCUUAUUGGACAAGAAAGUGGGAUUUAAUACUCCAUGGAAUCUACCCAACUAUACAACUUGAGUUGUGGUGCACUGAACUCUGCUAUGUUGUCUCAGUGGUCCAGGUUUAAUUUGUACCAUUCCAGAACCUUGAUUGUCGAUUUGUGGAGAUAUAAAAAUGUUUUUCUCUAUGUCAAAGGCCAUGCUCUUUUUUCUGGGCAUAUUCACUAUUCCCUUUGUAUUACCAUUGCUUCUUACUUCCAGUAUUUGCAGAGGGAUUAGCGAAAAAAGAUGGAUGAAACAAAAAAGAUGGAUGAAGCAGAAAAUUGACUACCAUGUGAAUCUUAAGACAUCAGUCAAAGUCUUCCUGUUGUCAACAUAGCCGUUAACAAAUUUAUAUACCAUUUAACAUUCUGCAAUGAAGGUUUUGAUUUCAGUUAAACCGUUCCUGGAUUGGGGAGAACCAGGGCUGGGAAUUGCUCUGUAAUGCUUCUGUAACAUAUUGAAAAUUCUGAAAUGUAGUGGGUAAGCAAA